Messenger RNA from Mizuhopecten yessoensis (Yesso scallop), 2266 nucleotides. Its product is annotated as protein draper-like. Gene Ontology annotation, molecular function: scavenger receptor activity. The transcript has 16 exons. Lineage: Eukaryota; Metazoa; Mollusca; Bivalvia; Pectinida; Pectinidae. The annotation marks the transcript as partial. The record is from RefSeq and is a predicted model, not a curated record.
AUGGAGUUUGUGAUUCUACACAAUGUAAUGCAGGCUGGACUGGACCACAGUAUUGUGACCAAGCUUGUUCAUCAGUUACAUUCGGAGAAAACUGUGUUGAGGAAUGCCAUUGUAAGACGCCCGGAUGUAACGGAGUGGCCGGACAAUGUAACACACCAGGAUGCCAGGCUGGUUACCAUGGGACAAGUUGUAAUCAAGGUUAGUCACGGCAUUUGUUUGUUCGAUCACAACGUUUGGCGAGAACUGCUCAUCCGAACGAACUGUGAUACUCCCGGUUGUGACUCGGUAACAGGUCAUUGUAACGUAUCCGGGUGUGUUGCCGGCUGGAAGGGGGAGUCAUGUAAUAUACCUUGUGCCGAGGGAAUGUUCGGUAAGGAAUGUAACAAUCGAUGUCACUGCGCCGUACCCGGAUGUGAUAAGGCAGAUGGAACUUGUACAGACACAAGUGCAGGCUGUUUAGAUGGCUGGAAUGGUUAUUCCUGUAGCCAAGCAUGUGUUGCUCCCUAUUUUGGAAAUAAGUGCACAUCACAAUGUAGAUGCAAAACAGUUGAUUGUAACCACGCCGAUGGGACAUGUGCAAUACCUGGAUGUAUAUCUGGGUGGAUUGGAACGUCAUGCUCAACACAAUGUCCCACAAACAUGUUUGGAGAAGACUGUCUCCUCACGUGUCAUUGUAACACGCCCGGAUGUAGCCGCUUCAAUGGAACCUGUUUGUCAUCAGAUGGUUGUAGUGAUGGAUACGUUGGUAACUCGUGCAGUACAAUCAACCUAAAGAAUCAGUUGAAAUUGGAUGCAACGCCUGCGAAUUCAAAUUUCCCUGUGUCCGGCACAACAGACGGAAAUUACGGCCCUUUUGCUUCCCAUAUUUGUAUGGCCUCCGUUGGGGAAAACAUGGCCUGGUGGCGAGGGACUUUACCUUCUAAGGCAAGAAUACAGAAAAUCGACAUCGUGUUUAGAAUUGCAGAUCGUGCCGAUGGCUUUGCCUUGUGGAUAUCAAACGAUACAGGUAUACCGUCCGGUAUCAAAUGCUACGAGGAUGUGGACGCCGGCGUGCCAAACGUAAUUCAAAACAUUACCUCGUGUAACAGAACCGGUCAGAGAGUGAUGAUAAUCAUCACAAGGACACCACCACGAACAGAGUAUAUGGACGUGUGUGAGGUGGAUAUUUACGGUUGUUUUACACAUAAAUAUGGUGACCAGUGUCAAUACAAUUGUACCAACUGUAAACACGGCUGUGACCCUGACAACGGAGUUUGUGAUUCAACACACUGUAAUGCUGGCUGGACUGGACCACGGUUUUGUGACCAAGCUUGUUCAUCAGUUACAUUCGGAGAAAACUGUGUUGAGGAAUGUCAUUGUAAGACGCCCGGAUGUAACGGAGUGGCCGGACAAUGUAACACACCAGGAUGCCAGGCUGGUUACCAUGGGACAAGUUGUAAUCAAGUUUGUUCGAUCACAACGUUUGGCGAGAACUGCUCAUCCGAGUGUAACUGUGAUACUCCUGGUUGUGACUCGGUAACAGGUCAUUGUAACGUAUCCGGGUGUGUUGCCGCCUGGGAGGGGGAGUCAUGUAAUAUACCUUGUUCCGAGGGAAUGUUCGGUAAGGAUUGUAACACUCGAUGUCACUGCGCUGUACCCGGAUGUGGUAAGGCAGAUGGAACUUGUACAAACACAAGUGCAGGAUGUUUAGAUGGCUGGAAUGGUUCUUCAUGUAGCCAAGCAUGUGUUGCUCCUUAUUUUGGAAAUAAGUGCAUGUCACAAUGUAGAUGCAAAACAUUCGGUUGUAACCACGCCAAUGGGACAUGUGCAAUACCUGGAUGUAUAUCUGGGUGGAUGGGAACGUCAUGUUCAACACAAUGCCCCAAAAACAUAUUUGGAGAAGACUGUGUCCUCACAUGUCAUUGUAUGACCCCCGGAUGUAGCCGCUUCAAUGGAACCUGUUUGUCAUCAGAUGGUUGUAGUGAUGGAUACGUUGGUAACUCGUGCAGUGCAAAAUGCACAUCAGGACAUUUUGGUGCUAACUGUACGAACCAAUGUCAUUGUAAGGAUGCUGCAUGUAGUCAUGUGACAGGAAACUGCUCUGCAUCCGGAUGUCUGCCAGGCUGGAGGGGUGACACGUGUAGUGAACGAUGUCCGAAUUCAUCAUAUGGACAGGAUUGUAAGUUGAUGUGUGGACAGUGCUUUAACAUGACGGGAUGCCAUCACGAAAAUGGAGAAUGUGAAGAGGGAUGCAUGGAUGGUUACUUUGGCAAUUCCUGCCAUUUAG